This is a messenger RNA of Aspergillus homomorphus CBS 101889, 584 nucleotides long. RefSeq lists its product as uncharacterized. Bases 45 to 584 code for a protein of 179 amino acids. Lineage: Eukaryota; Fungi; Ascomycota; Eurotiomycetes; Eurotiales; Aspergillaceae. The transcript is spliced from 3 exons. The record is from RefSeq and is a predicted model, not a curated record.
CAAUCAACGGCUACUCCCUUCGGUUUAAAGACUAUCGCACAAUCAUGCAGCGCGUCAUCCUCAUCCUAGCUGCAGUAGCAGCACUCUUCACCUCCAGCUUCGCAUGGAGCUUCCCAUCCAGCUUUCCCAUGUACAGACGGGAGUCCAUCGAACCAGGCAGCCCUCUGUACGAAUGCCAUGCCGAUUGCGGCGGCGUAAUCCUCAUAUCCCAAGACAGCAGCAACGCAACCUACUGCAGCAACUCGACCUACAAAUCCGAGCUCAGCGACUGCCUGAAAUGCGCCCUAACCUACAACAUCUGGCAGUACUACGGCAGCGACGUCAAGUCCGCCGCCGAAGCGUGCGGCGAUAGCGCCACGCCCAGCGCCUCGUCUGCGACUGCUAGUGCUACUGCUGUGGCGAAUUCAUCUGCAACUAGUGCCGGGGCGAGAGUUACUGGUGUCUCGUCUGCUGGCGCGGGUGCUUCUGCUUCUGCGUCUCCGACCUCGUCGUCGGUGUCUGGUGGUGCCGCCGUCUCGUCGGGGAGUGUGGGCGGUGUGAUGCUUGCUGCUGUUGUUAUUGUUGGGGGGGUUGUUAUGGUUUGA